GCAGUGCUCAGACCCUGGACAGGCUCCUCCUCCUCCACCCUGCAUUGCAGUGCUCAAAACCGAACAGUCGCCAUUCAAAUUCACACAGUCGCCAGAACAAGAACAGCUUUCAACCGGACAUAAACAGCGCAGUCAUGCUGUACCUCGCUUUGUUUUUCAUCUCCGCAGCCGUCGCCACCCCUCUGUUGGGUACUGAACAGUGUGCCCGUGGUCCUCCCUACUGGUGCCACAAUGUGAAGACUGCCUCUAUCUGUGGCGCCGUGGUCCACUGCCAACAGAACGUAUGGAACCAACCCCAGAUGAAAUCUGUGCCGUGUGACCUGUGUAAGGAGGUGUUGAUUGUGGUGGACCAGCUGCUGAAAGACAACGCUACUGAGGGUGAGAUCCUGGGCUACCUGGAGAAGGCCUGUGCCUUGAUUCCUGACAAGAAUCUGUCUGCAGAGUGUAAGGAGCUGGUAGACAGCUACUACCCUAUCCUUAUAGGUAUCAUCACGGGAGAACUGGAGGAUCCUCAGGUGGCUUGUGGUGCCAUGGGGCUGUGUGACUCCCAGCAGGCAGCUCUGGCCAGGCUGGCUAAGCUCAAGUCCAACCAGAUCCCCCAGCUCACGUCCAAUGAGAUCCCCCAGGUAGACCUAGCCCAGAGGGUCGCCCCCUUCCUCCUCAACGUCCCUGGGCUCCUCUACCCUCAGGCGCAGGAUAACACCAAGCAGGAACCUGCCGCGGCACAGGAGUCUGGAGACGUGUGUGAGGACUGUGUGAAGUUUAUCACAGACACUCAGGAGGAGGCGAAGAGCAACUCCACUUUUGUCAACUCUCUGAUCGAGCAGAUCCAGGACCAGUGUGACCUGCUGGGGCCUGGUAUCUCUGACCUGUGCAAGCAGUACGUCAGCCAGUACGCCCCUCUUAUCGUCCAGCAGCUGAUGUCCAUGCAACCCAAGGAUGUCUGUACCUUUGCUGGCUUCUGCUCUGCUGAUGUGAAGAGCUCUGUCCCCAUGAUGAAGCUGGUGGCUGCCAAAACCAUCCCCGCUGUCAAACUGCUUCCUGCCACUAAGAUGGAGGCUGUCAAGCCUGCCACUAAGAUGGAGGCUGUCAAGCCUGCCAUGAACAUGGUGCGUGCCCGUGACUCCCCUCAAUGUGCCAUGUGUGAGUUCAUGAUGAAGGAGUUGGAGAGCAUGCUGCAGGAUGAGAAAACGGAGCAAGAUGUGGUGCGUGCUGUGGAGAAGGUGUGCGCUGUGCUGCCCUCCUCCCUGUCGGUCCAGUGUAAGGACCUGAUUGAGGCCUACGGCCAGGCCAUCAUUGAGCUGCUGGUGCAGGAGGCCGACCCGAAGACUAUCUGCACCGUGUUGGGGCUCUGCAAGGACGCCAGCCGAGCCUUCAUCCCGGUGCUGAACAUGGCCCGGGUGGAGGCGGGUGGGUUCUGUGAGGUGUGUAAGGUGGCUGUGCAGUACAUCGACGGUAUCCUGGAACAGAACGCCACAGAGGCACAGAUCGAAGACGCAGUCAAGAAAGUCUGCAGCUUUGUCCCGGAGACCGUGAGGAGCGAGUGUGACCAGCUGGUUGAGCAGUAUGAGCCCAUGCUGGUUCAGCUCCUCCUGCAGAUGCUGGACCCUGACUUUGUCUGCAUGAAGUUGGGGGUUUGUCCUGAGGCAGUGCAAAGGCUUCUGGGUAUGGAGCAGUGUAGCUGGGGACCCGCCUUCUGGUGCAAGGACAUGGACUCCGCGAAACGCUGCAACGCGGUGGCACACUGCAGGCGUCACGUGUGGGAAUAGAGUGGAGAAGACCUCCCUAAACGGACCCUUUAGGAAAUCAAGGAGAAACACUAGCGCUGCUUUAAGUUUUAAAUCAAUAAAUACAACUUCUUCUUUUUCUUUAAACGUGUGGAAUUUAAUGUUUUUUUUUUUUUUUUGCUCUCGUCUAAAUGAAUUUACCAGGCAGGUUCUGAGAGGAGGGAGUGGACGCCUUUCCAGUGAAUGUGGGGGAAGAGGUGGUAUUGGGGCUUCGAGAGGCAAUCUACCUACCUGACUGUUUAGUUACAGGGACAAACAUCCAAACCGAUACUGUACUGACUAUUUUACUAUUCCUGGGUUUGUGUAAAGCUCUCAUUAGAUUUUCACAUGUUUAAGCCUUGUCCUGGACUGAAACGCACGGAUUGCUUCCUUAGUUCAAGAAACUGGCCCAUUUCAAGUAUGUGAAGCAGAUGGGCGAGAAGAUGAAUACUGCUGUGUCUGUGUGAAAGGGUGCUUGGAUACUUCCAGUUGAGUCUUAGUGGGUCCUUUUGCCCUCUAGUCUACUCGUUGCCCUACCUACUACCAUCCCUCUAGCCUACUCGUUGCCCUACCUACCUAUUGCCCUCUAGCCUACUCGUUGCCCUACCUACCUAUUGCCCUCUAGCCUACUCAUUGCCCUACCUACUACCAUCCCUCUAGCCUACUCUUUGCCCUACCUACUACCAUCCCUCUAGCCUACUCGUUGCCCUACCUACCACCAUCCCUCUAGCCUACUCAUUGCCCUACCUACUACCAUCCCUCUAGCCUACUCUUUGCCCUACCUACUACCAUCCCUCUAGCCUACUCGUUGCCCUACCUACCACCAUCCCUUGCAGUGACGGUAUAUAUCUUAAUUUUCUGGGAUGUUUUCUGUUUAACGAAGUCUCAUUUCCUUAAAGCAGAUUUAAAUCUCUAGUUUGUAGAAACUGUUGAAUUGUGUAGAAUACUUUAGUUUUAUUAUUAAAUUGGGUGGUUCUGAAAUGGUACCUUUGUCCCUAAAGUAGUGCGUUUGAUAUAGGGAGUAAGGUGCCAGUUUUUUUUUUUUUUUGUCGCGACCUGUGUACAUUUUUGUUGCCGUGGGUGACGAAUCCACUUUAGCACCAAGGGGUGUGGUCUAAAAUGUGACUUCCCUGCCCUGUGUCCCUAAUGGCACCUUGGUCCCUAUGGGCCCUGGUCAAAAGGAGUGCACUGUAAAGGGAACGAGGUGCCAUUGGGGAUGGAGACAUCUAACAACAUGCUCAUGUGCACCAUCCCCGUCAAGCCUGUUUUGCAGUGUCCCACUCAGCCAACCAAUGUGCUGACUGACCUCACCCUGUUUAUGCUAAUCAAUGGUUCUAAUGUAACGAUGGAGAGCUUGUUGUGACCAAUAAUCGCUGGCUGACGGCCUCUCUGUUCAGCCUGAAACUGAUCGAUCGGUCAAUUUUUUUUUUUAAUGAUAAUAAUAAAAUGAUCCCAAAUCCA
This is a messenger RNA of Oncorhynchus keta (chum salmon), 3227 nucleotides long. RefSeq names its product prosaposin-like. Gene Ontology annotation, cellular component: lysosome. Gene Ontology annotation, biological process: sphingolipid metabolic process. The transcript has 14 exons. Lineage: Eukaryota; Metazoa; Chordata; Actinopteri; Salmoniformes; Salmonidae. Bases 135 to 1769 code for a protein of 544 amino acids. The record is from RefSeq and is a predicted model, not a curated record.